GGGAUGCUAGGUCUUUGUAUUCUGUGUGUGGAUUGACUGAUGAUGAGAGCAGCUAUCCAAUCACAGAAUCUGUUUUAGAUCUUUGUAAGGGAGUUUUCGCGGGAAAUGAAACAUGGCGGACAAGAAGAGUAAGAAAUCCGGACCUGCUCAACCCCCGCGGAAGAAAGCUAAGACAGACGAUGGUGGAGGCGACAGUGGCACCAGAACAGCUGCACUUCAUGAUGAUCUAAAGGCCAAGUUCAAAGUUGAUCUGCCUGAUGAUUUCUACCAGCUCUGGGACUUCUGUAAGACUCUGGAUGCAACAAAUCCUGCAGGAGCAUUGGACGACGCACUGGGCCUGGAGCUUGUUGGUCCUUAUGAUCUCCUUGCUGACAAGGUGGUCACAGAAGGUGCUCAAGAUGCAGACUUCCUCCUGCACUGGAGAUACUUCUACGACCCACCUGAGUUCCUAACUGUCAUAAAGGGAGAUGACGAGACACAGCAUCAUAUUGGUUACUUCAGAGAUGAACCUAACAAGAAACCAGUGUUUGUAGCCUCCAACCAUGCCCAGAAGAACCACACCAUUUCCCCCCAGGGAGAUAACCUGUUUGCAGCUGUCAAAUUACAUCUCAACAAAGUCUUGAAACAAACCAAGGACAAGAAGAAGAAAGAAGGGUUGAACAAACUGUCUGUCAAACUGGAACAGCAGGCAAAGGAGGGAGGGUACUCACUCGAGGAACGACCUGCAUCUUUCAAGGGAAGACGGAAGAAGAUGGUGACCCCAACGUUCCAUGGUGCUGGAAUCGUGGUGCCCUUGGACAGUAAUGAGGUGGGCUACCGGGAGCUCCCUGAGACUGAUGGUGAUCUUAAGAAGAUGCUGAAGAAAGUCGUUGAGGCAAAGGAUGACGAUGAGCGGAUGACACAUUUCGGCGACCUGCAGGAAAUCAUCACUCUGGUGCAGUUUGCGAAUGACGAGUGUGACUACGGGAUGGGGUACGAGUUGGGAAUAGACCUGUUCUGUUACGGGUCGCACUUCUUCCACAAGGUCAUCAGGAACCUGUUACCGCUGGCGUAUCAGCUGUUGGGGAGAGACGACUUCGGAACAGUCAUCGAGGCACAUCUAGACGACAGGAGAAAAACAGAUCUGGCCAGGCUCAGGCAAAAGUGACUGUUAAAUGU
This is a messenger RNA of Branchiostoma floridae (Florida lancelet), 1158 nucleotides long. RefSeq names its product histone PARylation factor 1-like. Gene Ontology annotation, biological process: regulation of protein ADP-ribosylation; DNA damage response. The transcript has 8 exons. Lineage: Eukaryota; Metazoa; Chordata; Leptocardii; Amphioxiformes; Branchiostomatidae. Gene Ontology annotation, molecular function: poly-ADP-D-ribose binding; histone binding. The record is from RefSeq and is a predicted model, not a curated record. Bases 113 to 1147 code for a protein of 344 amino acids. Gene Ontology annotation, cellular component: nucleus.